Molecule: messenger RNA, 4591 nt
Organism: Schistocerca americana (American grasshopper)
Lineage: Eukaryota; Metazoa; Arthropoda; Insecta; Orthoptera; Acrididae
Gene: Sf3b1
Product: splicing factor 3B subunit 1
Exons: 21
Coding region: 121-4122 (1333 amino acids)
Biological process (GO): spliceosomal complex assembly
Cellular component (GO): U2 snRNP; U2-type prespliceosome; catalytic step 2 spliceosome
Molecular function (GO): mRNA binding
Source: RefSeq, a predicted model, not a curated record
ACCGUCUCAUGGAUACGGUUUCGCAAAUACGUGAAAUAAUCUAGACUUGUAAUAUCUUUGACUGUGGUAUAGAGGUUUGUUUAUUAAUCGCUGACUGCGUAUGAUCAAUGUUACGUGAAAAUGGCUACCAUACCAAGAACUCAUGAAGAUAUUGAAGCUCAAAUUCGCGACAUACAAGCCAGAAAGAAGGACUUAAACGAGGAAGUCAAUGAAAAGGAUCGUGUUGGAUUAGGAGAAAGCGGAUACUAUGAUCGUGACAUAUACGAUGGAGGCGGCAGUAAAUUUGACGGAUACGUCACAUCAAUUGCUGCAAAUGAUGAAGUUGAGGACGAGGACUAUGACGUAGUAUCCUUCAGCCAAAAUAAAAGAGCAGGCUACACAGCCCCAGCUGCUCUUCUUAAUGAUGUUGCUCAGAGUGAAAAGGACUAUGACCCAUUUGCUGAGCGCCGCCGUCCAACGGUUGCAGAAAAGGAGGAUGAGUAUCGACAGCGGAGGCGUCACAUGAUAAUUUCCCCUGAGCGGGCUGACCCCUUCGCAGAAGGUGGGAAGACACCUGAUCUUGGCUCUCGAACAUAUACGGAGAUCAUGAAAGAACAGUUACUGCGUGGUGAGGAGACUGAGCUGCGUAAGAAACUUGUCGAGAAGUCAAAAGAGGGCACACUUAAAGCAGUGACAAAUGGAGAGGUAGCAAAAGCAGCAGUGAAACGAAGAGGACGCUGGGACCAGACUGGAGGUGAGGAGGCUGUCCCUGUCAAGAAGAAGCCAACAGCUCCGGUCGUCGCCGCUAGUGCGCAGCAGCAGAGCUCAACCUGGGACAAGGAGGAUGCCACCCCAGCUUCAACAAGGUGGGACGAGACUCCUGGUCAUGCAAAGGGUAGUGAAACCCCAGGAGCAACGCCUGGGCAGAGUACACGGAUGUGGGACGCAACACCGGGACAUGCGACACCCGGCCGGGAAACGCCACAGCAUGACAAGGGAAUCUCGAGCUCACGGCGCAACCGGUGGGAUGAGACUCCAAAGACAGAAAGAGAAACACCUGGACACGGUAGUGGGUGGGCAGAAACACCUCGCACUGAUCGGACUGCCGGUGACCCCAUCCAGGAGACCCCGACACCGUCUGCUAGCAAGAGGCGCAGCCGUUGGGAUGAGACCCCAUCGAGCCAGAUGACACCUGGUGCAAUGACCCCACAGACUCCCGGCACGCCACACACACCACAUGGUACUCCACACGGCACACCAGGGGCCACGCCAUCACUGAUGACUCCGUCCGGUGUUACACCAACUGGUCAGAAGGCCAUGGCGAUGGCCACCCCUACUCCAGGGCACUUGGCGACGAUGACUCCUGAACAGUUACAGGCAUACCGCUGGGAACGUGAGAUUGAUGAAAGAAACAGACCGCUCUCUGAUGAUGAAUUGGAUGCAAUGUUCCCACCAGGCUACAAAGUGUUGCAGCCUCCAGCAGGGUAUAUUCCAAUACGCACCCCGGCCCGUAAGUUGACAGCAACACCAACACCUAUAGCUGGCACACCGGCUGGUUUCUUUAUCCAGACAGAGGAUAAGACUGCAAAAUAUAUGGACAACCAGCCUAAAGGAAAUCUGCCCUUCAUGAAACCAGAAGAUGCACAAUAUUUUGACAAGCUGCUGGUGGAAGUUGAUGAGGAGACUCUGAGCCCUGAGGAGCAGAAGGAGAGAAAGAUAAUGAAGUUACUUCUGAAAAUCAAAAAUGGAACACCCCCUAUGCGUAAAGCGGCUCUUCGACAAAUAACAGACAAAGCAAGAGAAUUUGGUGCUGGUCCAUUGUUUAACCAAAUACUUCCUCUGUUGAUGUCACCUACUCUUGAAGACCAGGAGAGACAUUUGCUUGUGAAAGUUAUUGACAGAAUUCUUUACAAGUUAGAUGAUCUUGUGAGACCGUAUGUGCACAAGAUUCUGGUGGUUAUUGAACCACUUCUCAUUGAUGAAGACUACUACGCCCGUGUAGAGGGUCGUGAAAUUAUUUCAAAUCUGGCUAAAGCUGCUGGUCUGGCAACAAUGAUUUCAACCAUGCGUCCUGAUAUCGACAACAUUGAUGAAUACGUGCGUAACACGACAGCCCGGGCAUUUGCAGUGGUUGCAUCUGCACUUGGUAUUCCAUCUCUCUUGCCAUUCUUGAAAGCCGUGUGUCGUAGCAAGAAAUCGUGGCAAGCUCGUCACACUGGUAUCAAGAUUGUGCAACAAAUUGCCAUCCUAAUGGGGUGUGCUAUCUUGCCUCAUUUGAAGAGCCUUGUAGAGAUUAUUGAACAUGGUCUCGUGGAUGAGCAGCAGAAAGUACGCACCAUUACUGCCCUUGCCAUUGCAGCUCUUGCUGAGGCUGCCACACCAUAUGGUAUUGAGAGUUUUGACUCUGUGCUGAAACCUCUGUGGAAAGGUAUCAGGACGCACCGUGGUAAGGGUUUGGCAGCCUUCCUGAAAGCCAUUGGUUACCUAAUACCUUUGAUGGAUGCUGAAUAUGCCAACUACUAUACCCGUGAAGUGAUGUUAAUUUUGAUUAGAGAGUUUCAGUCUCCUGAUGAAGAAAUGAAAAAAAUUGUGCUGAAAGUAGUGAAACAGUGUUGUGGCACUGAUGGUGUGGAAUCGCAAUACAUUAAAGAUGAAAUUUUGCCACAUUUCUUUAAACAUUUCUGGAACCAUCGAAUGGCUCUUGAUAGGCGUAAUUAUAGACAGUUGGUGGACACUACAGUGGAAAUAGCAAACAAAGUAGGUGCCUCUGAAAUUGUGAAUCGGGUUGUGGAUGAUUUGAAGGAUGAGAACGAACAGUAUCGUAAGAUGGUGAUGGAGACAAUAGAGAAGAUAAUGGGUAAUCUAGGUGCUGCAGACAUUGACAGCAGAUUAGAGGAGCAACUUAUUGAUGGUAUACUAUAUGCAUUCCAGGAGCAGACCACAGAGGACGUUGUGAUGCUGAAUGGCUUUGGAACCAUAGUGAACCAGCUUGGGAAACGUGUGAAGCCUUACCUUCCACAGAUUUGUGGUACCAUCCUGUGGCGAUUAAACAACAAGUCAGCUAAAGUUAGACAACAGGCUGCUGAUCUUAUAUCCCGUAUUGCAGUUGUCAUGAAGACUUGUCAGGAGGAAAAGCUCAUGGGGCAUCUUGGUGUUGUGCUGUAUGAGUACUUAGGAGAAGAGUACCCUGAGGUAUUAGGUUCCAUAUUGGGUGCUCUGAAGGCUAUUGUUAAUGUAAUUGGUAUGACUAAAAUGACGCCACCAAUCAAGGAUCUACUCCCUAGGCUCACACCAAUCUUGAAGAACAGGCAUGAAAAGGUGCAAGAAAAUUGUAUAGACUUGGUUGGAAGAAUUGCUGACCGCGGACCUGAAUAUGUAUCUGCUCGAGAAUGGAUGCGCAUUUGUUUUGAACUGCUUGAGCUGCUAAAAGCACAUAAGAAGGCUAUUCGAAGAGCCACUGUAAACACAUUUGGUUACAUAGCCAAAGCUAUUGGCCCCCAUGAUGUGCUGGCAACACUUCUGAACAACUUAAAAGUCCAAGAGCGGCAGAACCGUGUGUGCACCACUGUUGCUAUUGCCAUUGUAGCUGAAACAUGUUCUCCAUUCACUGUACUUCCUGCACUCAUGAAUGAGUAUCGUGUUCCUGAACUUAAUGUGCAGAAUGGUGUUCUCAAGUCUUUGUCCUUUUUGUUUGAAUAUAUUGGCGAAAUGGGAAAAGACUAUAUCUAUGCAGUCACACCUUUGCUGGAAGAUGCUCUAAUGGAUCGAGACCUGGUUCACCGACAGACGGCAUGCGCAGUUAUCAAACACAUGGCCCUUGGUGUGUAUGGGUUUGGAUGUGAAGAUGCAUUGAUACAUCUUUUGAAUCAUGUGUGGCCCAACAUAUUUGAGACCUCCCCUCACCUCGUUCAGGCAUUUAUGGACUCCAUUGAAGGGUUACGGGUAGCACUUGGUCCUAACAAGAUACUACAGUACGUACUACAGGGUCUCUUCCAUCCAGCUCGUAAGGUCCGUGAUGUCUAUUGGAAGAUCUACAACUCACUUUAUAUUGGUGGACAAGAUGCACUUGUAGCUGGAUAUCCUCGAAUCCAAAAUGAUCCAAAGAACCAGUACAUCCGCUAUGAACUUGACUAUGUUCUUUAGCCACAUCUUUCAUUCCUUAUUUUCUCUUGUACAAAGCCAUUACUCAGUAUCUUAUAUUUCCUGAAUGCCGCAUGAACGUAUGUAUGUCUGCGUGUGAAUAUGUAAGCUGUGUUGUUUUUUUUUUUGGAGUUUUUUAAAAAUAACUUGUGUUCUCUCUCUCUCUCUCUCUCUCUCUCUCUCUCUCUCUCUCUCUCUCUGUGUGUGUGUACAUGUGUGUGUGUGUGUGUGUGUGUGUGUGUGUGUGUGUGUGUGUGUGUGUGUGUGAUAGGGCAUUGUGACGUACCAAAAAUUCCUGGUAUAGUUUACAGUGACUCGUAUAUAUUUAUGUAAAUUUUGCCAUACUAUAGAAUUCUAUUUACUUUUGUAAAAGUGCUGUUGUGCAGCAGUUUCGCACACUAUUAAUUAUUUUAUGUGAAUGUAAAAUAGGAAUUAUUUUGAUUUUUGUUGAAUAAAGUCUUGAUACAACUUC